Sclerotinia borealis F-4128 is the source of this 5295-nucleotide messenger RNA. The record is from the annotation of a GenBank genome assembly. Lineage: Eukaryota; Fungi; Ascomycota; Leotiomycetes; Helotiales; Sclerotiniaceae.
AUGUCGGCAAAAAAUAAUGGAUAUCUAGGGAAGGAUCAAGAAGAAACUCAACAUGAAGAAACCCCAGCUAAACACGGCGAAGAAGCUGCGAAGCCACCUCCAGUCAAACCGCCUAGACAGUUGAAAAUCCCUAAGUUCUUGACUGACAAAGCGCCUGCUGUACAGCCCCCUGAUCCAGCAACUACAUUUAGAGGAUAUGACCAGCCGCCGGUUAACGAGCGGCUUGAACAAAUCAAGAUUUUUCUUGCUGACGAAGAUGCGAACCGAUGCUUGGAUUUCAAAGACAAGCUCAGCCAAAUACAAGAUUACCUCGCUCAUGUUGAGAAACAUGACCUUCCACGAGACUGGAAACUCUUCAAGGAUGCAAAGGUAAUGACAGAUAUACAAGCAGAUUGGCAUAAUCGUAUGGAUCAGACAGCACUCGGCGAUCCCCUAUGUGUAGAUUCUCCUCAGAUCCAGCCUUAUAGCACGAGGCUCAUGUCGAAUGAAGUGACUCUUGCUAUUCGCGAGACGAAGGAAAUCAAUGGUACGCAGACACAAGUCCGCGAAGAUUGCCCUCCUUUCACGAUAACGCGUACCAAGGAUCACGAAAUAUUUCUCAGGGCUAUCAAGGCCGACGCCAAGAAAAAUCUGACGGAAUUCACGGAAGAGGAAGAAAAUCGUAAUCUCUUCAAAAUUGAAAACCGAGCAUACAAUGAAGCUAAGGAAACUCCAACAUUGAUUCCUCUUUGGACGGACCCUAUCCGUGGUCUCCCCGAUACUGGAAAGAAGCAAAGUAGCGACGAUCCUUGGUAUGGGAAUAGCCAGGUUCUAGGAGUCACCCCAAAAGAGCAAGUUAAGCCAGAACCAACGCAUAACGUUUUACCAGACGUUAUCAGCGGAUACCAGGAUAUCAUUCGGAACUAUUUGAAGUUGUACAGAGAAAAAGUUAGUACCCUUGGUCGUGGAGAUCAGCGUCAUGCGAAAGACUGGAGAGUCGCAGUCUUGAAGGCCGUUCUAAGAUUGUUCCCGACACCAGAAGCCAAGGCGCUUGAGCGUAAUGCUAAUGUAUAUUCCACGGGGCAAAGACGAGGUGAUAUGACGGAUGAGGAAUACAGAGCUGUCAAAGAUGAUUGGAAGAAAUACAACGAUUUACAGGAUCAGCUGUUGGAACAUCUCUCCGCCAAAACUACCCCCCCACUACAGUUCUAUUUUGAUGAGCCAGAUAUGGUCAAGACAGACCUAUACGACCCUAGCAAGAUCAAUAUUCCUAGGGAAUAUGGCGAGCGAUUGCGGGAGGUGCAUGACAUGCAGAACGAGCUUAUUGGCCUUUUGAAAGAAUGUCGUGAUGAUGGUGGCCCGCAAAAUUGCGAUUGGUUCAUACUGGGAAGAAUGGCCGAGAUACUUGCUCCUGUGGAGCCUGAUAUGUUCGGCGAAGUAGGACAACAUUGGGCACAUUUCAAAACGAGGCAUAUUCCUUUGCUUUGGGAUAAAGCAUUCUCGGCACAAGAGAAGUCGGUCUGGCUCAAUUCCAUUGAUUCGGGGGAGAGAGAAGUGAUCCGUCCGUAUAUCCAAAGACUACGGGAUCUCUGGGAUACACUUUAUGAGAAAAAUCCUGAUCUUCGACGUGAAGAGACCACUCUGGAGCAUGAUGAGCCAUGGAUUGUGUUAUUACCAUUACAGAGGGGUGCUUUAAGAACAGACGCAAAGAGACACAAGAUGACGCCCGAUUUUAUGCAACCGUAUAUCUUUUAUGUCCCUUGGGUCACUCCAAAACCCAAGCUUUCUCCGGAACUGGAACAGCAAGUACUAAGAAUUCACCGACUUUUGAAACAGAAAGAUGAAUCAGGAGGUCAACUGCCACCCGACAGAAUGGCGGUACUUCGACAAAAUUUGGCUCCGUUCUUUUAUCCCAGACUUCGUCGGAUGUAUGAUCAAACGCUCAGUGAUGAUGAACGAGUCCGAAAACCUGCUCUUGCCGCAUUUUCUGAGAUUUUUGACCCUUGGCUAGCGGGAUUUGAAGGAGUUGGAAUCGAGAUAAGAAGUUAUCAAAGAGAGGAAGCCCAAGCUUUGUUAACAGAAACUAUACCAGCCGAUCUAGCAUCUUCACCAGGUGCACCAGAUAUAGCUGAGAAGAAAGCUCCCCAAUUCAGACAGCGAGAUCCAUCUGUUCUAUAUCAGACUCAUCAAAAGUUGGACCUAGAUUCGUUAAAUGCUCUCAACGCAGAACUGAACCGAGGUCUUCCCGACUACGGUGAUGUGGGAGCUCCCUCUAAUGCUGGAGGAUGGAGUCUAGAGAAGAGAAGAAAGUUUGCGAAAUUACUGGGCCAUCCGAAAAUGCAACAGAUGAGACAAGAGGUAGCUGAUAUUGAAGCACAAAUAGCAGCAUAUGGAGAUGAUUUUAAUGUGAAAGGCAGUUUGCUAGUGGAACGGGAUCUUCUCAACCAAAAGCUUGACAAUGAAGAGAGACGAGUCAUGAUGGGGGUCAAGGGCGCGGCUAAGAGGAGGCUCAAGGACAAAACAAUCACGGUAUUACAAAGUGUGGAUUUUGUUGGCACAGAUGUAGAUACCGACAAUCGUCCUGGAGUCUUCUACCUUGCCACUGAGCCACCUUCACCAAUGACCAUUCAUCCUACAAAAGUUGAUCCUUUGUCUCUUGUGCCAAAUCUUGACACUGGUCUUCAUCGCAAUCGAGGGCAAAAUUGGCAAAAGUUUAUCCUAGGCUAUCCGGAAAAGACUUCUCGUUACGACACGGGUACUCUAAACUUUCAGUCCAAGGCUGAGAGAAGGGGUAUUCAGCGAGCGGCUAUUGAAAUGGCUUUGAAUUUGCUAGCGUCGAACUAUGAGCAACGUCGUCCAGAUGAUCGAUUCCGUCGACUUGUACAUCCACCACCAUGGGAGCCACCUCCACCAGAAGUUCCAAUUUCAAUGGAACUUGAACCCACCAAACGACCUGUGGAAUUGGACACGAAAUAUUACACCAAAGUUUUGGCCGCAUACCAGCGUUGGAAAGAUGAUGAUUGGUAUGAUGCUCGUGAUAAGAUCAUUAAACUUUUCCCAGGUCAAGUUGCACCACCGGCUAAUUAUAACGGUCCUUUCACGAUUCCAACCAUGUUCGAAUACCAAGAUGUCGCAGCUAAAUAUUUGGGGAGCUUGAUUCCUACCUGGAACGCUUUGUUACAUGCAUCUAACGUUUUUCCGCGACCAUUCCUCACAGCAGUUCUUUCGCGUAUUCAGAGAGGUGUCAAUUUUGAGCCUGGUCGAGUGGUCGAUCUUCUUUACGAAGAAGCAAAUGGUAUGGAGAUCAAACUGAUGCAGCAAGAACUUGGUGUUCUCCGGGAAUUAAGUGAACCAACUUGGAACUGGCAUUGGUUGCCAUAUCCUAAGGUUGCAAAUGAGAAGGAAGACAUGCCCAGACAGCUUCUUGAUGAAUUCGAAAGAGAUAUUGCAGAGCUACCAGAGGCUAAUAAGCCUCCAUACUGGACGUCAGGACAGCCCCCAGAGCUCCCACAAAGCUCUGCGCAAAAUUGGCCAGCAUCGCAGAGGGAUCUUCGCUUGAUUUCUCGAUAUGAUCCUGAUGUUCAUUCGGCCACUUCUAUAUCCUUGAGAGACCUUCUUCAAAUUAUUAACGAUCGUCGACAUAGUCUAAAUUUACCUGCAUGGGACGUGGCCACUGCGAGAGCUCAUCUUGAGACAAUGCAUAGAUAUCACCACAUACAUUUUGAACCAGUUGGAGAAAGGGAAAUACAGGCGGGUGCAGAUCAAACAGGAACGCAUGAUCUCAUAGCAAGGGUCGCACUUACAGGUCGUCCCGAGAUGAAAUAUGUGGAAACCCGAAGGGAGGCGUAUCACACAUAUGGAAUACAGGAAGAAAACAAUGUCUUCACUGUUCAAUACAACGCGGCUCGCUUUACGGGGCCUCCAAUCAUCCAACCCAAUCUCUACAGAUUUAUCGAAAAGGCCUCCUUCAAAUUCGGUAGAGCAAUCGCUAUGCACACCGAGGAACUCACAUUGGACGAAACUCACUACACGCGAGAGCUCCGUCUCGAUAUCGUUAACAGAAGUUACCAACGAACACUCCUCCGUUCCGAAGGCAAACCCCUCUAUCCCGGGGAACCCAACGUUCCUCCCGCCACCCCCAAUCCAAACAACAUAACCCUAAUCCGCCUCGCAUCCGAUCUCCACAAAGUCGCCCCUGACAUCUUCACCUCCUACGGUCUCAACCCCGAAACCUUACUCGAUCCCGCCGUGCCCCUCCAAACCCGCACCAAAUACGCCGCCCUCAUGAUCCAAACCCAAGUCAUCGAAGAACUAAACAACAACUGGGAAUCGCGCUUCCCCAUCCGCGAAGAUGUCUGGGGAUUCGCUCGGGAUCGUCUUGACAAUCCUGUGAAAACUAUCGUCGCAGGUCGCACCUUUACGGAGUAUUAUCAGCCGCGCCAACAUUUUAGUAUGCGCAGAUGGCCUCCUUGCGAACAGAGUCUCGCGGGUCAACAGGUUAUUAAGGAUAGUGGACCCGUGGUGCAGGAGAAGGUUAAGCCGAAAAUUGUCCCGACGAAAACGUUGGAGCAGAAGAAAUUGGAAGAGCUGAGGAAACCGAAGGAGCCGAAACAUAUAGCGGGUGGACUGCCUAAUUUCCCAUUCGGGGAGACGCCUUAUCAGCAGGCUUAUUUGAGUUGGAGGAUACAGGAGGAUUUGAAAGAUGUCCCCGAAUUCAACCCCCCACCUCAACCACGCACCUUGCUCUCCAAACUCCUCCCCACACCCGCGCCUCCACCACUCAUAGACCACUACGCACUCCCCUCCAUCCCCUCUUCAAUCACCCCCCGCAGUAUCCCCCUCGAAAUCCUCCGUCAACGAGCCAUUACCGCCGCGCAAGCCACGCCGGGCCUUCCCAACCUCACCGAAUACUAUCGAGAUAAUUAUGAAGCGAGACGAGUACGAGAUCAUCGGAAGUGGGAAAAGGAGAAUGAAAAAAUUAAAGCGUUGGAGAUGUUGGCGGGUGGGAAAAAAUGGCAGAAUAUGUCGAGGGAGGAGAGGGUGAAGUGGGCGGGGGAAUUGGAGGCGAGGGAGAUGGAGGAGUUGAGGGUUUUGCAGGAUCAGAGAGGGGGAGUUGGAGAAGGGGGGAUUGGUGGGGUGGGUGGGAUAGGUGCGGGUGAUGGGGGUUUGGCAUUGAGAAUAGGGAGGGGCGCGAGGAAAAGAAGUAGAAGUUCGAGUGUAGGGGGUGGGGGUGGGAGAAGAGAGAGUAGAUCGAAGAGGAGAGGGAGUAGGCCUACGCCAUUGGCUAUGGAACCAAUGAUGUCGGGAGCUUUGUGA